Messenger RNA from Neurospora tetrasperma FGSC 2508, 1234 nucleotides. RefSeq lists its product as uncharacterized. The record is from RefSeq and is a predicted model, not a curated record. Gene Ontology annotation, cellular component: cytoplasm; nuclear exosome (RNase complex). Gene Ontology annotation, biological process: RNA processing. NCBI's taxonomy places the organism in Eukaryota, Fungi, Ascomycota, Sordariomycetes, Sordariales, Sordariaceae. The transcript has 2 exons. The coding region runs from base 1 to 645 and encodes 214 amino acids. Gene Ontology annotation, molecular function: RNA binding.
AUGGCGAGCACAUCCUCUUCCCCUUCGAUGGCCAUCCCCGGCCAAUUCCUUGGCCCUAUCUCCAAGUUCCAACCCGGUCCUGGAACCCAUAUCCACGAGUCGAACCUCUACUCUUCGCUGCUCGGUGUCGUCAACAUCACACAGCCCGCCAAGGCGCCUGGCCCUGCUAAGCGCUUGAACAAGAUCAUCAACACCCAGACCACCCCCGCCGAGCUACCGACCAUCUCGGUAUUGCGUUCAGCGGGUUCGUCAGACAAGCGCGAGGUGCUUCCUGAAGUGGGCAACAUCGUGCUAUGCCGGGUGAUUCGCAUCAUGCCGCGCCAAGCGGUUGUGGCCAUUCUGAUUUGCGGCGAUACUGUUUUGGAGGCCGAGUGGCAGGGCCUGAUUAGAGUGCAGGACGUGAGAGCAACAGAGAAGGACAGGGUAAAGAUCUACGACAGCUUCAGGCCUGGAGAUAUUGUCAGAGCCGAGGUGAUUUCACUCGGUGACCAAGCCAGCUACUACCUGUCGACAGCGCGUAACGAGCUCGGUGUCAUCAUGGCGACAAGCGAGGCCGGUAACACCAUGUACCCCGUCAACUGGAAGGAAUACAAGGACCCUGAGACCGGGCUAAGCGAACCCAGAAAGGUUGCGAAGCCCUACUGAAGUCGGCGGAUGGAGUUUCGAAAUGAGACAUGAAAAGGAUGCUUGAAAAGCAAUACAUAGCGGAGUUACUAGCUUGAGGUACAGCGUGUUAUCAAGGUGAAACGGGCGUUAAUCUGCUCGGAGAGCUCGCCGCGUCAUGGAAGCAGGUGCUCUAUCAGCACCCGGUUGGGGGCUUGCAAAUGCGGCGGCACGUCGACCGUCGAGCUCUCACGGUCCGCCGGGCCAUCGACACGGUCGGCCACUCGCAUCACAAGCAAGCAUCCCAGCGACAGAUCCAAGCCAAGAGAUGUCUUGGCCCCAGAGUUUCUGGCGGAUAUUACUCCAGGUACGCCAAGGUAGACCGCGCAGAACAUGGUCUUGGGUGAUAGGGCUCGCACUCAGAGAAGUAUGGAGAUGGGUCAUGUCACGAUUCACUCUUGACACAGCGGAACAACACAGUCAUGAUACAGCGCCUGUUUCGGGGAUAACGAAGACGAUGGCGAGUUAUGAUCUUGUCACGUCGAGGAAAAGAUAUAGUGACGCCAGACACGGCUACGCCUGUCAUUGCAUUCAGAAACUGGAUACCCGUUCAAAAAUCUGUAUAGAAGAU